Molecule: messenger RNA, 1870 nt
Organism: Salarias fasciatus (jewelled blenny)
Lineage: Eukaryota; Metazoa; Chordata; Actinopteri; Blenniiformes; Blenniidae
Exons: 10
Coding region: 64-1047 (327 amino acids)
Source: RefSeq, a predicted model, not a curated record
AGAGUUUCUGUCCAGAAAGGCGGCGGUGACAAAGAGGAAAUGAAAUAAAGAAAAUCCUCGCUGAUGGUCGCAGCCAGACAGAAAUUCAUCCCUAACAUGAAGCCGUGGAUUCGCCUCUGCUGCCUCGUUCUUGUCAUUUCUUCUACUUGUCGAGGACAGAAUGGAACCGUCUCACCAGUUGAGGAUGAAGAGAUGGAAGGCGUCAACGCGACCACCUCUGAACCGUUCCCAAACCCGGAACCAACGUACUACAAAGAUACCAACCAGUCGUUCCCCGAGCCGUCCUCUCUCAGUCCGGCGUUACCGGGUGAAAACGCGACCAGUUCAGAGGAUGACGCUGAUGUAACGACGAAAGGAUCCGGCGAUGCCACUCGAGGCCGGACCCCGCCGCCCCCCGUGACGACGGUUGCCAUGAAGACAACGUCAACGUCAAACUCACCGCCUCCUGCAGGUGGAGGUUCUCCAUCCUGGGCCUACGUCCUCCUGGUGCUGAUCAUCCUGGUGAUCAUCGCCCUGUGUGUCAUCCUCUACUUCCUCAGGAAAGCCUCCAAGAGUUACUCCUUCGAGCUGCAGCGCCCGAGUCCCUCCAACGACCUCGUCCAGCCCACCGGCACCUUUGAACCGGUUUACCUGGAUGACCUGGAGCGACCAAAUCUCAAAGAUCUGGAGUCCGCCGAGGAGCCGCCCCCUCCUCCAGUGACCAACGGGACGAGUCUGCAACUGGAGGCCAAGGACAGCAGCGAAGACGCCGCGUCAGAUAAUCCUCCGGUCCUGGCAAACGGCGUGGAGACUUCGCCCGCCGGCGACGGCAGCGGUCCGACGACGGGCGACGACCCCGUCGACAUGGCAGCCGACCCGCUGAGCAGCAUCGACCUGCUGCUGGAUCCCGUCGAGCAGCAACAGAACGAAAACAACAACAACCCAGCAGUGCGCUCCAGCGAUCCCUUCGUGGAGAUAAACCUGGACGAGUCUCCGUGGAGCGAUCAGCUCCUGGCCUCUCCUGAAGCUCCCUCCUCCGUCCUCCCCUUCUCUCCUUUCUCCUUCUGAUCCUCCUCUGCUCAAAAUACACACAUCUCUGUCCCGGUGUGUUCUAAAGGAAGCUAGAAUUGACCCCCAGUUCCUUUUUUUGUCCAUUUUUCACUUGCACGAUGUCUUGAGUCAGCAACUUUGCCGGCAGGUAGACGAGAGGACUCCCACCAUCUGAAGACUCUUUAAUAUAAUUACGAAUGGCAAAAUUAAAACAGACUGUAAAUUUUGUUCUGUCAAAGUUUCGAGGAGGAGAAAGACAGUUGGAACGACGCCAGUAACUAAUCAGCAGACAUCUGGAGCAGCAGAGUUCAAACUGACAAGUAUCUAAACCUCAGUACUCGUACUUCUGCUGGUCCUUUAAAUAAGUGUCAUCAGUGCAUCUCUUUUUUAAGAAAUGCAUAUCGAAUGUUACAAAACAUUUCUUACUCUUGCACACCUUUGAUUUGGCUCAUUACAGUGAAAAUUGUUUACUCUGCAUUUUGUUUCUCACGACAAACUACUAGAAGUUAUUUUCUGUUGCUGUAAAUACUCUUCAUUUACAGGCUUGUUUUUCUUCGACAUUUUAAUUUUGGGAAAGUAAAUAUUUUAACUUGGUGUCUUCACUUGUAUUACUUUGGUUCAAUAUUUUAGAAGAAUUGAAAAUAUGUCAAACUGAAAUGUUCCAGACACUCACUGUAAAGCUGUAAUUCAAACUGACAGACUCAGUCAGACGCUGAGCAUGAGCCUCGUUUGGUAGUUUGAUGUGGGAAGAAUGUAAAUAAUGUGAAAUAAUUUUAACACUUUUGUGAAUUAAAAAAAAAGAAAAAAAGAUUGUGUUUGUCUUUUCAAAAUUAAACUUUUU